GAAGCUCUUACCCAAGCAACUUCAUCAGUAAUCCUGUUUGAUCCUUUGCGGAGUGACACCAGCAUUGCUGCAUUCAAGGCAUUGUCAAAAAUUAUUAAAUCUUCUAUUGGUCCUCAUGGCAAGCUCAAGAUUAUGCAAAAUGCUGAUGGAGGCCACGUGAUCGUAACUUCCUCAUCUCAACGACUUUUCCAAAGUUUAUCCAUAAAAAAUACAAUUCUCAAAUUAAUAGUAUCCUCUGUAAAAUCACAUUUAAAAAUAUAUGGCAAUGCUGGUUUAACUUGCACUUUGUUGAUUCUUGAACUGAUUCAAAAUUCUAUUCAUUCAACUUACUCUUUGCCUUUAGUUGGAAAGCUUUAUCAGAUGUUUGGAAAACUUUAUAUCGAUUGCUUGAAUUUAGCUAAUGGCAGUCUAUGGGACUUGAACUUAUCUAAUUUAUCACAUUUACAAUCUUUUAUAUAUUCCAUUCUAAAUACAAAACCUGGAUGCUUAUUGACAGAAGAUAACGAGAGGCAUAUUUGUACGUUAUUGUUAAAAGCAUUUUUGAGUACAAUACCAAGUUCAGGAUCUACAGUUUAUGCUAAUAUAUUCAUUUUGUUACUUUAGAAGGCGUUCAUGCUAUGCAGUCCAGACUGUUUGCUGGCUUGCUAGUAAAAUUUGAAGCUUCUCAUGUUAUACUGCAGAAAUUAAAAACAACCGAGAAUUUGAAAGUUGUAUUACUAACUUUUUCUCUAUCAAGUGAUUUUGAUUUUCCAACAACUUCUAUUGAAACGGAUUGUGAGGUAUCGGUUUGGGAAAUGACUCUUAAAUAUUUGCAGAGUUUCAUUGAAAUUCUCAUGCGUAUAGAUAUCAAUGUUGUUGCUUGCCAAAAAGUUAUUCAUCCAAAACUGAGAAAAAUUCUGGAAGAUAAUAACAUAUUAGUUUUAGAAAGGCUUGGAUCCGAAGUGUCAAGAAAUUUACAAUUGCUUGGAGUACCUGCAAUUUCUCAUACUGUCCCCUCAGCAGAAGUAAAAUAUGGCAUUGUUUCUGUUUCUGAAGAGAAAAUUGGAAAGUCUUUCUUUUUAUUGCUGAAAAAUAAAGAAAAGCCAUUUUCAACAAUACUUAUUUGCAAUUAUAAUGAAGAAACUGUGUUAGAAACAAAGGCUGUCUGCAAGCAGAUUAUUAACGCUUUGUUUCGAUUACUAAAGAGUCAAAAAGUUUGCUGUGGAGCUGGCUGUACAGAAAUUUUCAUUUGUCACAUUGUAGAAAUGCAGGUAAAAGCAAAAUUAAUUGAACUGUCUGAAGAGAUGAGAUGCAGUACUGCACAAGUGCUGCAUGUACUCAAAACAUUUUUGCAAAGUGUUUACAAUUUAUCACUCUCCUAUCAUCAAGGAUCUCUACUCAAUUUUGUUACUGAAAUGAAAUUUAAGCAUUUAUGGAAAAUACAGCCAAAUGGCGAAUUUCCAAACGGAAAUAUCAAGUGCAUGUGUGGUAAAUACUCUGCUGAAUCAGUUGAUCAGACUAUGUGGAAAGUUUUUAAUUAUACAGCUUGUGACAGUAGCCCAAAUUUUAUAAAUGAAGAUGUAGGUGACAAAAAGACCAAUUCUGUGAUUUUGGAUGAACUUAGUUGUAAAAUCAAUGCUCUAAAUGUGGCUUUUGAAUGUGCUUCUAUGCUUCUGAGAACUUCUGUAUGUAUUUCCUGUCCAGUAUAAUUUUUCGAACAAUAAAUAUUCUAAUUU
Uloborus diversus is the source of this 1715-nucleotide messenger RNA. Its product is annotated as molecular chaperone MKKS-like. The transcript has 4 exons. Gene Ontology annotation, biological process: developmental process; intracellular transport; protein folding. Gene Ontology annotation, cellular component: nucleus; cytoplasm; kinociliary basal body. The record is from RefSeq and is a predicted model, not a curated record. Lineage: Eukaryota; Metazoa; Arthropoda; Arachnida; Araneae; Uloboridae. The coding region runs from base 618 to 1688 and encodes 356 amino acids. Gene Ontology annotation, molecular function: ATP binding.